AUGUAAGAAGAAGAGACUGGGAAGACGGCCAGUAUGACGCUGUUUUUUUAUCUGGCCGCAGCAAUUGUUUGGGUGUAUGUUCUGGUUUUCUAUGGUAUGUUCAAAAGUACAAGAUGCUUAAGUUCCGUUAGGCUGAAGGGGAAGACUGUUAUUGUAACAGGAAGCAACACAGGCAUUGGCAAAAGCACAGCACUAGAACUGGCAAAGAGAGGAGGUAGAGUGAUCCUGGCCUGUCGCAACAAGGACAAGGGUGAGGCUGCAGCUUUUGACAUCCGCAAAGAGAGUGGGAAUAACCAAGUGGUAUUCAUGCAGCUGGAUCUGGCCAAUUUGAAAUCUGUUUGCAGUUUUGCUGAAACCUUUCUUAACACUGAACCCAGAUUGGACAUUCUUGUCAACAAUGCAGGUGUAAUAGGUCCUGGAUGUACUGAGGAUGGUUUUGGCCUGGCCUUUGGGGUAAACCACUUGGGCCACUUCCUCCUGACCAACCUUCUUCUGGAGCGACUCAGGCAAUGUGGUCCCAGUCGAGUGCUCACUGUGUCUGCAAUCCUACACUGCUUCGGGAACAUAGACUUCCAUCUGCUGGCGUCACAGAAAGAUGUAGUGCCCAGCCAGUCUACCUGGCACAACUUUCAGGGUUACUGUAACAGCAAACUCUGUAAUGUUCUCUUCACCAGGGAGUUGGCCAACCGGCUGGAAGGCACUGAGGUCACUUGCUACACCCUGCACCCGGGAGUAAUCCACACAGAACUGUGCUGUAAUAUGAGCCAGUGGCUGCGGCUCCUCAUCAUGCCCUUAGCCAAGUUGUUCUUCCUGGACCCUAAGGGAGGAUCUCAGACCAUGCUGUACUGCGCUCUCCAGGAGGGCAUUGAGCCACUCAGCGGGCGUUAUUUUUCAAACUGUGCACUGCGACAUGUUGGAGCCAAGGGCCGAGAUGAUGGUUUGGCAAAGAAGCUAUGGGAAGUAAGUGAAAAGUUAACGGGCUUGUCACAACAUGCCUAAUCCUGAAGCACCAGAGACUGUGCAUAUAAGUUGUCUCCUUAUGACGUCCAGAGUGCGUCUUCAUUUUCCUAUACUUCUUUCAUAUGCUUUAGUAAAGUUGAGGAUCCCUUGAAUGUUUUCUAUAUAUCUGUCUUCUGAUAUCCUGUAUGAUGUCUGCAGAGUUUGUCACUGAACAGAAAUUAAAGAGAUCCUAUGAAGGAUGCUGCAGUAAAACUGAA
Molecule: messenger RNA, 1217 nt
Organism: Girardinichthys multiradiatus
Lineage: Eukaryota; Metazoa; Chordata; Actinopteri; Cyprinodontiformes; Goodeidae
Product: dehydrogenase/reductase SDR family member 13-like
Exons: 5
Coding region: 34-999 (321 amino acids)
Source: RefSeq, a predicted model, not a curated record